Molecule: messenger RNA, 963 nt
Organism: Phaeoacremonium minimum UCRPA7
Lineage: Eukaryota; Fungi; Ascomycota; Sordariomycetes; Togniniales; Togniniaceae
Product: putative -like family protein
Exons: 2
Coding region: 1-963 (320 amino acids)
Source: RefSeq, a predicted model, not a curated record
AUGAAGAAGAUUGGUAUCUUUCCUGCAUCUGGUGGGCUUGGGGGAAGCACCUAUCGGCAUUUGCUCAAGGUGGUCGCCAACGAUAACGUCAUUCUGAUCAACCGACACCCCGACAAGAUCCCGCAAGAAUACGUCGAUGCCGGAGUCAUCGCACGGCCUGCGUCCUACGAAUCUACCCCUGCAGAGCUAGAACAGGCAUUUUCCGGGAUCGACAUAUUAUUUCUGAUUUCUUACCCAAGUCACGUCCAUGAGUAUCGCGUCAAGGUGCAACUCCCAGCCAUUGAUGCGGCACGUCGUGCAGGUGUCAAGCACAUAUUCUACAGUAGCCUUGGCUUUGCAAGCGAUCCCAAGACUCUCACCAAGGCGAGCUCGCUUGCUGUGGUCAUGCAGGCGCACUUGGACACAGAGAGAUACCUGGAGACCAUCGCUGGAUCGAACUCGUCCUUCACCUACACCUCAGUGCGCGAGGGCCUAUAUUCAGAGUCGUUUCCUAUAUACACCGCGUUCUUCAACCCCAAAGACCCACCCGAGCAUGGUGAGAUCCAGAUCCCCCAUGACGGCUCCGGUCCAGGCGUCGCAUGGGUGAAGCGGGAUGAGCUGGGAGAGGCGACGGCAGCAUUGAUUGCACGUUUCUCCGGAGUCGGGCCUCAAUUUCCAAAGGCAUAUGUCAAUGGGAAGGUGCUGUUGACUGGGAAGCGAGUUUGGACAUUGGCUGAGACCGUCACCGAGCUUAGCAAGGUUGCCGGGAAGCCAUUGAGAAUCCGGCAGAUCACAACUGAUGAGUACGCUGCUCUUCCACAGGUUUUGAACCGUUUCGGGUCGAAAGAAAAGGCUCUCACAUGGGCGACAGCCUGGGAGGCAAUCCGCAAUGAAGAGACUGCUGUGGUGUCGCCGGAGUUGGAGGAAAUACUUGGGAGGCCACCGGAAGCAUUUGAUGUGACAUUGAAGGAACAGUGGUCAUGA